CAUAUCUAAUGAAGUCCCAGGUUUUAUAGUAACAGUGUGGGUCUUAUUUGAAGGGAAAAAAAGCACUGUAGAAGUUGACCUUGAUCAGACAAAUUAUGUUACACAUAAUCUUAAUUUGGAUCGCCUUAAGCCUGUUCUCAAAGAGGAAUUUAAUGAACUUCGAAAUGUCGAGCGAAGCGACAUUGAAUUUUUUUCCUAUGAUGAUCAUAAUACACUCACACCUCUUUGUAUUGGGACAUUACUUAUAGACCUGGUCACAACAUAUACAUCCCCGCUUGUUAUACGGUAUUCAUUGUCAAAUGCUAACAGUUUUUACAAAGCUGUGAUCAUUAUAGAAUACCAUAUUCAAGUAGUUCCUGGGUUUUGCUUCGAGAAGCUGUUCAAAAAAGAUGAGGAAUUAGAAACCUGUGGCUUUUAUUUUGUCGUUAAAAUCAAUUCAAAGGAAGAAACAAUUGAUAACGAGUUCCAAUUCAAUAGCUUGGUGGUUAGGACUGAUUCAGAUGAUCGAGGCGAUCGUUUUCUUGACCUUAAAAUACAAGUAAAGGAUAUAUAUAAUGAUGCGUUCAAUUCUAUCGAUUCAAUGCCAACACUCAAAAUAGAAGAAGUUUUCAAAUUAGAACCCCCACUUAAUGAUGAUGAUUUAAAACGGGUUAAAGAUAACCUUCGAAAGAAAAUGACCGUUUUUCACAGCGAAGUUACGACAAAUGAGGCAACAGCACGGGAAUUCAUUUCGGUCUUCCUUUCUUUGGUGGUUAAUCACGUAUGCAUACGCAAUGAUCCAUCAACACGAUUAAAGGUAGAAUUUACACUCAAUGGAAGCUGUGGGUACGGUGUUUUAGAUUAUGGUAUCUAUAUACAAAAAAUCCCUGUUUUAGUGACAGUAGCCAAACCACAUGAAAAUGAAAGGGCUGUUGCACAAACUCUAGUACAAAUUCACAGUGUUGUAGAAUCAAUGCUGGGCAAGCGAAAACGAUCUGAAACAGAUCCUGAACAAACGAUGUUUGGUAUCGUGACAACGGGUCGUUCUUGGCGGUUCAUCCGAUGGAUUGGGACAUUAAAAUCCCCAAAAGCAGAGAUAACUAAAGAAUACCCUUGUAUUUUUGAAGGUGAUAUGAAAGAAGCAAAAAAUGUGGCCUCCCACAUCGUGCGAAUUCUUCAAGCACAAGCUAAAUCAUUGACCAAGGAGGAACCAUGUUCAAAACGAUUAUGCGCCGAUAAUAAGUCAGGAUAG
This is a messenger RNA of Funneliformis geosporum, 1231 nucleotides long. The record is from the annotation of a GenBank genome assembly. Lineage: Eukaryota; Fungi; Glomeromycota; Glomeromycetes; Glomerales; Glomeraceae.